AUGGCUGGCUUUUUCCGCUCAGACAAGUCGACGAGCGGCGAUUUGCGCAGCAUUUAUGGUGGUGGUGCUGGUGUUGGUGAUAGUGUUAGAAAUCGUCCGACGCCGUCGUACUCGACGCCGCUAGCGAGUCAAGCACGUGUUCCCGUGCCCUCGCUGGGAGCGACGGCCGGUGGCGGCGCUAGUGUCAGUGCGCCUCGCGCGCCACCUGUACCACAGCGCGCUACGCCCGCGAUGCAUUCCGCUGAGCUGCGUCAGCCACACAUGUUCCGUAUUGUCAAAUCACCCCCUACAUUAAACACGACGAACUGUGUCAUUCUGAACCCACAGGAAUGGGGCAGCACACGCUACGUGCUGCUGUCGGGCCGCUUCGCCUUUACGGCUAUCCCUGAUAAUACCAACACCAUUGCCCCAGGCACCAUUGGAACGGCUCUGCUGCAGCGGCAAUGGGCGCGCCUGAGUGCAGAAGGCCAUGAUGUGGUGGUCGAGGCUUUUGAGCCGUCGGUGUUGGGCAAGGGCGUGUACUUGGGCAGUCUCGAUAUUGAGCUGGACUUUUUGAGUCGGAGCCAGAUGCCCAUGGCACCAUUUAGUGCUGAUGAGAUGCAGGCGAUCUUUGUGCGUGUGUUUGAGGCGCACGUCCUGUCGACCGAUCAAAUGCUCGUAUUUGAGUUCCACGGCCAGAACCUGAAAGCCACGGUGCGAGGCGUAUACUCGGUGGACACGAGUGCCCCGCAUCACAUGGGUGUGGUGAUUCCACAGACGCAAGUCAACUUUUUUGUUGCGAAUGGCAGUGCGUUGGAGAUCAAAGCGAGUGGAAAGCGAGCGCGUCCGAAUGCGAUUUUGCAGCCCAACUUCAAGUUUGAGGACAUGGGUAUCGGUGGUCUCGACACUGAGUUUAGCGCCAUUUUCCGACGUGCGUUUGCGUCGCGCAUUUUCCCACCUGAUCUGGUCGAUAAGCUGGGUAUCCAACACGUCAAGGGUAUUGUGUUGUACGGCCCGCCAGGUACAGGUAAGACGCUCAUGGCGCGGCAAAUUGGUAAGAUGCUGAAUGCACGCGAGCCAAAGGUUGUGAACGGCCCUGAGGUGCUGAGCAAGUAUGUGGGUGCGAGUGAGGAAAACAUCCGCAAGCUCUUUGCCGAGGCCGAGGCGGAGUUUAAGAGCAAGGGAGAUGAAUCGAGUCUUCACAUUAUCAUCUUUGAUGAGUUGGAUGCCAUUUGCCGUCAGCGUGGAUCGACGGGAGGCGGCACGGGUGUGGGCGACACGGUGGUGAACCAGCUGCUGUCAAAGAUGGACGGUGUCGACCAGCUGAACAAUAUACUGAUUAUUGGUAUGACGAAUCGUCUUGAUAUGCUGGAUGAGGCGCUGCUGCGUCCGGGCCGUCUAGAAGUGCACAUGGAGAUCAGUUUGCCUGACGAGCAUGGCCGUCUGCAGAUUAUCAAUAUCCAAACGUCUAAGAUGCGCUCUAACGGCGUGAUGGACGACGACGUCCAGCUGUCAGAACUUGCGGCGCUCACGAAAAAUUUUUCGGGUGCCGAAAUUGCCGGUCUCGUCAAAAGUGCCACGUCGUUUGCAUUCAAUCGGCACGUCAAGGUCGGCACCAUGGCAGGCAUCUCCGACGACGUUGCCAACAUGCGAGUGAACCGCGAAGACUUUCUGUGUGCAUUGGAGGAAGUCAAGCCGGCGUUUGGCGUCGCGGAAGAGGAGCUGCAGCAGGUCGUGCGCAAUGGCAUAAUGCACUUUGCGCCGCACAUUGACGCCAUCCUGCGUGAUGGCCGUCUGCGUGUCGAGCAGGUUCGGACGAGUGAGCGCACGUCGUUGGUCACGGCACUGCUCCACGGCCCGGCCGGUUCGGGAAAGACGGCGCUAGCGGCGACGAUUGCGAUGCAGUCCGAGUUCCCCUUUAUCAAGCUCAUUGCGCCCGAGACCAUGGUGGGCAUGAACGAGCAUGCCAAGAUUGCGUACCUGAACAAGGUCUUCAAUGAUUCGUACAGGAGCCCAUUGAGCAUUAUUGUGGUGGACAGCAUUGAAAAAAUCAUUGAGUGGGUCCCGAUUGGACCACGCUUCUCGAACCCUGUGCUGCAGGCACUCUCUGUGCUGCUGGGCAAGCAGCCGCCAAAGGACCGCCGUUUGUUGGUGCUCGCCACGACGUCCAACAAAGCCAUGCUCAACGACAUGGACAUGGCCGACGCGUUCUUGGCCGAUAUCCGAGUGCCUGACAUUACAUCGCUACGCAGUGUCGACCAUGUGCUGCGCGAGACCCAGCUGUUUGCUACGCAGGAGGAACAUGCGCGGUGUCUGGAACUGCUCACCAAGGCGGGUCUUGGCACCCAGGGCCGCAUCCAGAUUGGCAUCAAGAAGCUCCUCUCAGAAAUUGAAAUGGCGCGCCUCGACGACGACCCUGCCGACAAGUUGACAGCCGCCCUCAACUUUAUGUAG
Malassezia restricta is the source of this 2433-nucleotide messenger RNA. Its product is annotated as vesicle-fusing ATPase. The record is from RefSeq and is a predicted model, not a curated record. Gene Ontology annotation, biological process: Golgi to plasma membrane protein transport; SNARE complex disassembly; intra-Golgi vesicle-mediated transport. Bases 1 to 2433 code for a protein of 810 amino acids. The transcript has a single exon. Gene Ontology annotation, cellular component: Golgi stack. Lineage: Eukaryota; Fungi; Basidiomycota; Malasseziomycetes; Malasseziales; Malasseziaceae. Gene Ontology annotation, molecular function: ATP binding; ATP hydrolysis activity.